GCUCAAAACGCGCGUAGCGUUACAGUGAUGGCUGAUGAUAACAACUCUAAUGGACUACAUUGUGUGGCUAAUUCAGACAAUGCUCUUAAAUUAAAGAUAUCAUUUUCUGGAAGCAAACCUACGCAAGACUGCUUUGAAGAUGCAGAGCCUGAUGUUCUAACCGAAGUUACAAGUCGAAACCUUUAUACUGUACUGAAUGAAAUUCAUCAGAAUCUUGUUCGCAGAGACCCUCGUGGAAUUUUCGCCAAUCCUGUAACUGAUGAUAUUGCUGUUGGUUAUUCUGAGGUGAUUUCAAAACCUAUGGAUCUUGGAACGAUAUGCAGUAGACUUCGCUCUCGGGCAUACUAUCGUUCUGCUGCAGAAUAUCUUGCUGAUGUUACAUUAAUGUGUGAUAAUGCAAUGGUCUACAAUCCUCCAGAUACUAUUUAUUAUCAGCGUGCGCGAAAACUGUUAUCAUUCUGCCGCAAACAAAUGACUUUAUCGUCUCUACAAAAAGCCUGUAAGGAUUUACCAGGAGGAUUAACUUCAGAGGAAAUUGGUGAUUUGAUGAGUGUAGAAAAUCAAAUGAGUCAUAUGAUUCGUAUGAAAGCCUUUAUCAGAUCUUCAAAAAUCCACAGUAAUGCAGAAAGUGAGUUCAGAACAACGGGAAGUGAUUCGAAAUUCGGCCUUUCACCAAAAUAUCGUGGUGAUUCUAAUCGUAACGUUGUUGGUAGUUCUCAGUCAUCUAUUGUAUAUCCUAUCCAUAAAAAGAGAGGUCGUCCAAAGUCUCAUCUGUCUACCACCUCUAGAUUCCAUAUUCAUUUAAAUAGGAAACCACUCAAAAGUCUUUCACAUGUCUCAUCAGAGCAACACUCGUUUCGUGAUGAUGUAAAAAGUAAACAUAGUAUAGAAAGUCGUGUUUCUUCUUCUUCACAAUUGGACAAGUCAUCAACGUAUUGUAGUGCUCCUCCAAAAGAAAUUCAGUCAACGCCUAAAAGUGGCACCAGUGGAUCGUUCCCUAUUCAAUCUCCCACAGUAAUUACCCCACAGCGACGUGGUCGUGGUAGACCUAGAAAAAUAAGGGUGGAUGACAUACAACCUCCUGUAUGUAGUGCAAAAUUAAAUGUUUCUUCAGAGCUUCAAGAUUCUUCAGUCUUAUCUCAGACUUCUACAUUAGAUAUUAAAAUGCAUCCUGAUAGCGUAUCUGCUAUAUCACGUGAUCAACCUCAUUCCGAGAAUUCUAUGAUGAUUAAAUCAGAAACCACACAAUCAGAAUAUGACAACUCCGUUGCUGACUACAUAAUAAAGGCUGAACCAGAUUGUGAUUCUAAAGAAUUUUCAAAUACUGAAAAUUUUGCUUUAAUGAGUAAAGCUCCAUCGACUGCAUCAUCUUCUCCACUAUCUGGAUCUUCUUGUAAAACUUUUAAUGGUAAAGCUUCAUUAAUCUCUAAAAAACAGCGAGUCAUGCAUCGGGACAAUCAGUCAAAUAAACAAUUAUCUCAUUUUAAGAUCGACAACCACUAUAAAUACAAAGACUCGUGUGUUUAUUCGGAUAGAGCAAACAGUGUGAAUGAUGAUGAUAGUGUUUACAAUGAUGAUAGUUGCGACGAAAGCUCAGAUAGAUCACACUAUCGUCAAACAGUUGAUAAUCUAUCGAAUGAAGUUCUCCUUCAGGCUAAAAAAGCAGCUGCAGAGUCUGCUGCAAAACUGAAACGAAAAUAUGCAAAUAUUACAAGUAAUGAAAAUAAUGUUGAAUAUAUUGGACCGAAAAUUGUUUGUUUAAAUUGCACAAUUGAAGGAGAAGUUUCUGCUAUUGAAUGCCGAGAUGCGCGUUCCAAUACAAUUUCCCAUGGUCAGAAACUUCAAAAUAAAACUGAUGACACAGUAACAAGUGAAGAAACCACAAAACCGGAGAAAAUACAGAAAGUAUCUUACCCUCCACUUCUCACAGACUUAUUAACUAAACAGAAAGCACUAAAUAUUCCAAAGAUGGACGACUAUUCUAUGGCUCAACAAAAUGAAAUUCUCGACAAUUUACAUAAAUUGAAGUGUAAUACUUCAGAUGAACCAAUCGCUACAGCUAUUCAUGGCCCACUGACUAUAUUUUCACCAAUGCAAUUGGUACAACUGAGCGAGGUCUAUAGUAGUGAUCCAAGUCUUAUUGAGUAUGCAGUUUCUUUGCUUAAAUUUGUCCAGCCAGUCGGUCGGUGGGCUCGUCGGUGGGUUGCUAAACGUUUGGAUGCUGCAACAGACGGUCUACACUCUCAAGCUGUUUAUGCUCUUCAAUCUCAGUAUGAUAAUGAUAAAACUGAAUUACUUCAGAGUUGGUUUGACGAAGUGGAUUUAACGAUCGAUCCUCCUACUCCAAAAUCUGAUGAAGUUGAUACAGAACACCUUGAACCUUGUCUACUUGAUCUUCUUAUGGAUGACGAUACAGUUACUUCUUGUAAUAGCAAUACAAAUGGCCCUGUACUCCCUACUGAUAAUGAACAUGUUUCACUUAUUACUGACGUACAAAUAUCAUGCAUUAAAAAUGGAAACAUAAAUUCUGUAAACACUUCAAAUUUGUCAAACCCUGUCGAUGUAACGUUGACAGCAGAUUCUUGUGAAACAUCAUUUUAUAAUACUUCUGUAUCCGCUUCUGAAGUCACUGUUUCCGCACCGAGUUCAACAAUAAUUCCACAACAGAAUUCCUCACUGAAUAAUGAACUUGAUGAUGUCAUAAUUUGUGACUCAUUACCGUCAUCUGUUUCAACGUCAACUCCUUGUGAAAAUAUUACAGCACCCAGUGAUAACCAGUCAAUUGGUCAAGUUGCACUGGUCGCUACCAAACCUUCUGAAGGACAGGCGCUCUCUGAUGAAUGUGCUUCAAAUGUCAAAGUUGUAGAUGAUGUUGUUUGCUCUAGUUUCUCUAGUUUAAGCGAUCUUAAAUCAGAUUGCUUUGUUCACGUAAAAAGUGGGCAAACAUCUGAAGCUCCAAGUGAUAGUUCAACGUCACUUUUGAAAACUGCUCUCAGCGCUGCCUCUUCAUACUCUCUAAGUUCUUCACAUGAUCGAAUUGUUGUACAAAAUAAAGUAAUUUUAAAUGCAGGAGAAGAUAGUACUAAAAAUCUCUCCUCAAGUGAUGGCUUAACUACCACCAUGCCAGCAACUAGCUUGCAGCAUAGUUUGUUUUUGGAUUCCCAUCUUAUUACUCACAAGGAAAUUCCUGCUGUUGAAACACACGCGGAAAAUAGUUACGACACAAUCAAUUAUGCAGAAGCCAAUUCGUCGACUGUAUGUCAACUUCAAAAUUCAUGUGUAAGAAUAUGCGUUGAUAUGGAUGCUAGUUCCACGUCAUCUACAGAUACUGAAAACGCCAAAUCACUUCCAUUGUCAGAUUUAAUCUCAUCAGAUAUUUCCCAGACUAAUCAUAAGUCACCGGAAACUAAUGCUGAUAAUACAUUGAUUUCUUGA
Trichobilharzia szidati is the source of this 3435-nucleotide messenger RNA. Lineage: Eukaryota; Metazoa; Platyhelminthes; Trematoda; Strigeidida; Schistosomatidae. The record is from the annotation of a GenBank genome assembly.